UCCCUACUUAAUUCUGUUGAUUUUCCUGCUCAUCUACCUUACCUGUUAUUUGUUACUACCAUACCCACACUACUCUCUCUCUCUCUCUCUCUCCUUAAAUUCAGCCAUGCUCUUCUCUCUAUCUUCAUAAACCUCUCUCUCUCUCUCUCUCUCUAUUACCAAACAACCCUUAAUCAUACCAAUAUGGAUUGCUGUAUAAUCAGUAAGCUCAAGACUCAACCUUUCUGGUUCAUUAUCCUCUUCGCCCUCGGUCUCCUCACCAUUCUCAGAUUCACUCUAACAUUUCUCAAUUGGCUCUAUGUCAAUUUUCUCAGACCCUCUAAAGAUCUCAAAAAAUACGGAUCUUGGGCACUCGUUACUGGACCCACCGAUGGCAUUGGAAAAAGUUUCGCCUUUCAACUUGCUAGCAAAGGCUUGAACCUAAUCCUCGUUGGACGAAACCCCGACAAGCUCAAAGACGUUUCGGAUUCAAUUCAAGCCAAGUUCGGAAAUACUCAAGUUAAAACAAUUGUAGUUGAUUUCGCAGGUGAUCUCGACGAGGGUGUUCAGCGAAUUCGAGAAACGAUUGAAGGGUUGGAUAUUGGGGUUUUGAUUAACAACGUGGGAAUUUCGUACCCUUAUGCCAAAUUCUUCCAUGAAGUGGACGAAGAGCUUUUGAAGAAUCUUAUUAAGGUUAAUGUUGUUGGAACUACUAAGGUUACUCAAGCUGUUUUGCCUGGGAUGUUGAAGAGGAAGAAAGGAGCAAUUGUUAACAUUGGUUCUGGAGCUGCUAUUGUUAUUCCUUCUGAUCCACUUUAUGCUGUUUAUGCUGCCACAAAAGCGUAUAUUGAUCAGUUUUCAAGAUCUCUCUAUGUUGAAUACAAGAAGAGUGGGAUUGAUGUACAGUGUCAGGUUCCAUUAUAUGUGGCCACAAAAAUGGCAUCAAUCAAGAAAUCUUCAUUCUUUGUCCCAUCAACGGACGGCUAUGCAAAAGCAGGUGUGAGAUGGAUAGGAUAUGAACCUCGUUGCACGCCAUACUGGCCUCAUACCCUUCUUUGGGCCGUGGCAUACUCGUUGCCUGAGUUCAUAGUUGAUGCUUGGCGUCUGCAGUUUUGUAUUGGUAUUAGAAAGAGGGGACUGCUGAAAGAUUCAAGGAAGAAGGAUUGAAAGGAUGUUUGAUUGUUUGUAAUGUGUAGGCAUAGAUGUUGCUGAUAACUGCAGGCUGCUGCAAGUAGAUUAAGAUUCCAAGUUGUUUGUUAUGUUUCUAGUUUUACUCUUAAUUAAUGUUGCUGGUCUUAAUGAGUAUCAGUUAUGUGUCCCUACUCUUUUUUCUUCUCACAUUCCGUUUGUGUUUCUGUUCUCUGUUAAUUGAUAACUGGUAUUCUAAAUUGUGAGCAUUUCUGUUCCAUUA
Molecule: messenger RNA, 1390 nt
Organism: Cicer arietinum (chickpea)
Lineage: Eukaryota; Viridiplantae; Streptophyta; Magnoliopsida; Fabales; Fabaceae
Product: very-long-chain 3-oxoacyl-CoA reductase 1-like
Cellular component (GO): endoplasmic reticulum
Molecular function (GO): ketoreductase activity
Source: RefSeq, a predicted model, not a curated record